AUGGGACCUGAUUCCUUUUUGUGUGUGUGUGUGUGUGUGUGUGUGUGUGUGUGUGUGUUGUCCCUUAAAAGACUACUGGUCUCGGAUGACAUUGAGCACGCUUGCAACCCUCUUGCCCCUCAGCGCCAUCUGCCUGCCAGCGCCAGCGCCAGUAUGCCAGCGCGUGUCGCGAAACGUGGGGGUGUGCUGCACCCCAAAAAGACUCUCUCUGAUGUCAUUGAUCAGUUCAGGGUGUGCCAUGACGUCUCUGGGAAGGAUUGGAAGAGAAAAACAAACAAGAAACCUCAGUGUGCCCUGCCCCCGACCUAUAACUGCCAGGUUGGGCUGGCUCCAAGACCUUCGAGGAUGCGGGCGGGCGCUGAACGCGACAGACACUCGGCUGCCAUUGGAGAUCGACAUGGUGAUCGCGUCCCACAUCCCAAGAAACGGCCAAUAUUUGAAGACCCCAAACCCGGGAGUUCAGGGGUCAGUUCUGAAAACUUGCCCCAACUUUCCUGGCGAGGUGUCGGAGUGCCUCGUGCCCAUAAGAAUAUGAAUCUCAUCACGGCGCAGCAUAUCACAGUCUGGCCCAGGCGCACAGAUGCACUCAGACGCACGCAGACGCACACAGAUGCACACGCCCACACGAGGUGCACGCUGCCAAAACGGCACCACACUCAAGACCUGCAGAUCAUGGCCGACCAAAGGCUGUUUUGGUUGUUAGGCCCAGUGUACAUGGGUCUGACUCGGCACAUUGUCCCAGCCAAACCGAGCGCACCGCGCUUUUAUUCCCCAUCGCUGGACGCACAGCAAGCUAGCAUGGACAAAGAUCGAGCGUGGAGGCCCACGAGCUGA
Molecule: messenger RNA, 834 nt
Organism: Monosiga brevicollis MX1
Lineage: Eukaryota; Choanoflagellata; Craspedida; Salpingoecidae
Exons: 1
Coding region: 1-834 (277 amino acids)
Source: RefSeq, a predicted model, not a curated record